Lotus japonicus is the source of this 2274-nucleotide messenger RNA. RefSeq names its product protein FAR1-RELATED SEQUENCE 5-like. Gene Ontology annotation, molecular function: zinc ion binding. The transcript has 2 exons. The coding region runs from base 1 to 2274 and encodes 757 amino acids. Gene Ontology annotation, biological process: regulation of DNA-templated transcription. The record is from RefSeq and is a predicted model, not a curated record. Lineage: Eukaryota; Viridiplantae; Streptophyta; Magnoliopsida; Fabales; Fabaceae.
AUGGUUAUUUUGGAAGAAGAGGUUGAACUCCCAAAUGAAGGUGAAGAACGUCUGACAGGACAGGGUUUGGAGGAUAUGUCUGAAAAUGGCGGUGAUGAAGAACCCCAUGAUGAAGAAGUAGUGAUAACUGGAAUGGAUGAUUUGUUGAAUUAUGAUAUGAAGAGUUUGAGUACUGAAGCAGCAAUGAAAUUUCAAUUUAGUAAUCGUGAGGUUGGCUUUGAGUUUUACAACCUGUAUGCGAUGGUGAAAGGGUUUGCAGCGAGGAAAAACAAAAUCUUAAGGAACAAAAAAGGGGAGGUUGUGCAACAAUCCUUUGUAUAUUUUAGAGAAGGAUUCCGCAAAGUGGUUGCAAGGGGAAGUAGAAAGAGAAAGAAGCAAGCAGAGCAGCGUUGUGGUUGUCUUGCAAACUUCCGUGUCCACGUUCACAUUGCAACUAGUCGCUGGUAUGUUACAAAAUUUGAUGAUGACCACAAUCAUGAGUUGUUAAGUGAAAGACAUGUUGGUCGGUUGGCCCUGCAUAGAAGGUUAAGGGAAGGUGAUGUUAUGCAACUUAAUGGGAUGAGGAAUGCUGGCAUAGGUGUAACGGGAGUUUACAACCUCAUUGCUAGUCAGUCUGGUGGAUUUGAUAGGGUGCCGUUUACGAAAAUGCAUUUACACAAUCAGAUAGGCAAGCAGAGGAGGCAGCUAAAGUCUGAUGUUGAAAAUGCUAUUUUGUACUUGAAGGAUUUGCGCAAAAAAGAUCUGGCAAUGUUUUGGCGACAUCAUGCUAACGAGGAUGGAAAACUGGAACUUUUGUUUUGGGCAGAUGGAAUUAGCCAAAAGAACUAUGAAGUAUUUGGUGAUGUUGUAGCGUUUGACGCUACGUACGGGAAAAACAAAUAUCAGUACCCAUUUGUAAUAUUUUCUGGACUGAACAACCACAACCAAACAACGGUGUUUUCCUGUGCAAUAAUUGCAAAUGAAAGUGAAGAGACAUAUGUUUGGCUACUUGAAAGAUUUCUUGAGGAAAUGAGAGGAAAGUUUCCUACAUUUGUAAUUACUGAUGGGCAUUUGUCAAUGAAAAAUGCAAUUACCACAGUAUUUCCUAGUGCUCAUCAUAGAUUAUGUGCCUGGCACUUGCUGCAGAAUGCUACAAGAAACAUAAAGAUUCCAGGUUUCACUCAACAGUUCAAAAGAUGCAUGUUGGUUGACUAUGAGGUGGGUGAAUUCAAACAUAAGUGGGAAUCUGUUGUAUCAAAAUUCGGUUUGGAAGACAAUGAAUGGGUGAUGGAACAUUAUGAAAAUAGAAAGAUGUGGGCAGUAGCUCAUAUAAGGGGUUGUUUUUUUGCUGGGUUUCGCACAACAUCAAGAUGUGAGAGUUUGCAUUCAGAAAUCAAGAAGUUCAUACAUUCAAGGUAUAACCUUUCAGAUUUUUUAAAACACUUUCACAGAUGUUUGAAUUUUAUGCGGUUUAGGGAGGAAGAAGCAGAGUUGUCAUCGGUUGUUGGGAAGGCACCCCUAGAAACUCCCUUCAAGCUACUUGAGAAGUCAGCUGCCUCUGUGUAUACACCGUCCAUAUUUGAGAAAUUUCGGGGUGUUAUUGUUAAAGCAUUCUUAGUGUAUGUUAGUGGUCGUAGAAGCACUUCCACUUUCAAGAUAUUCACAGUUUCGAAGUUUCAAACACCGAGCAAGGAAUGGCAUGUAUCUUUUUAUCCACCAACACCAAUGCUGAAAUGUUCUUGUCAACGGAUGGAGUCAAUUGGCCUUCCAUGUGAGCAUAUUAUAGCUGUUAUGGUAAUUUUGGGUAUGCAUGAAAUUCCACCUAGUCUUGUGCUGCAUAGGUGGACCAAACGUGCUAGAGAUGUCAUUGAAUGUUAUGCUGCUGAUGUCAGUGGUAAUUGGGGUUCUGUUAACAUGGCUCGCCAUGCAGUGUUACUAAAUGGUUGUAGAGAAAUGUGCAAAUUGGCCGGUGAUUCGGUUGAAGAUUUCACAAGCACUAGACACCUUAUUACUACACAUACUGAAAGACUGAAAGAGAAGAAAAAGGACAACACAGUACAUGACAACAUUGAUGAAAACAAUCAAUCUGUCCCGUUGAGGAACCCCGACCGUGCCAAGCGCGCAUAUGGUGGUGCAAGUACAUCGGGCACGAAAGGUAAUCGCCGUAGAAAGACUACGUGUAGUGUAUGCAAGACACCUGGGCACAAUAAAGCGUCGUGCCGUCUAAAGACCCGGAUCCAUGAUAUGGCGCAGGAACUGUACGGUGGUGAUACACAAUCAUUCUCAGAAGCCUAA